Cottoperca gobio is the source of this 975-nucleotide messenger RNA. It is a transcript of the gene mrpl18, whose product is annotated as mitochondrial ribosomal protein L18. The record is from RefSeq and is a predicted model, not a curated record. The coding region runs from base 214 to 768 and encodes 184 amino acids. Gene Ontology annotation, biological process: translation. Lineage: Eukaryota; Metazoa; Chordata; Actinopteri; Perciformes; Bovichtidae. Gene Ontology annotation, molecular function: 5S rRNA binding; structural constituent of ribosome. Gene Ontology annotation, cellular component: mitochondrion; ribosome. The transcript is spliced from 4 exons.
UUUGUUUCUGUCCGUGCUGCUUGUAAAGUUGCACCAAAUGAAUCGGAUGUUGUCUGAAUGUCAAAGAUGGCGCUCCACAUGUCAUGGUGACUUUUUUUUAAUUAGAUAGUAGAGUCAAAGCGAAUGUUUUCAUAUUUUUAAAGACAUAGUGUCACGGUGGCACAUUGACUGGACUUUAUUUAAAUUUAUGAAGUGAACACAGCUGAGGAGGAGAUGGCUUUCAGUGUACGGCUGUUGUUAGGUCAAAUUCAACGAUGUCGUCCAAUAGUGGCUAUAAACCAGACAGCUCGGUGUCUGAGUCAGGCAGCUCCUCAGCCAGAGCCCAGCGCGGAUGAAAAUGAAUCCGUGAACCCGACCUUUGUGAACAGAAACCCCCGGAACCUGGAGCUGCUGGCUCUGGCUGUGAAGGAACGGGGCUGGAAGACGAUCUGGCCUCGCCGGGAGUUUUACCACAGGUUGGAGUUUUCACGCACCAAGAACUAUGUGACGGCAAACGUGUUUUCCAGCAGCUCUGCUGUCCCGGUGCUCACCUGUUCAACCACGGAGUGGGCGCUGAAGAAGGACCUAUAUUCCACAAACUGCGUGUCAGCAUGUGAGGCUGUGGGCCAGGUGCUGGCACACCGAUGCCAUCAGGCUGGCAUCACCAGGAUGGUGUUCAGGACGGUUCCUUGGAUUUACCGCUCUGACGCUGUUCAGUCUUUCAGGACAGCAUUGAAGGAGGGAGGAAUCACACUUAGUGAACCCAGAAGAAAAUUUGUCAGCACCUGAAUUUAGGUGUCAUCUAUCACGUUUUGUUAAAAUGUCCUCACUACUACUGUAUCCCUUACUCUCUGCUCUUUUGUGAAUUAGGACUGUACUGUUAAGAGAACCAGCACUACAGUAAAUGACAAUAUAAAGAGAAACCAAAUGAGUGACGAUGUAAGGUUGCUUGUCUAUGUGCUUUGUCUCUUGUGGAUAAAAUGUUUGUGAACAGAA